Spirodela intermedia is the source of this 2269-nucleotide messenger RNA. The record is from the annotation of a GenBank genome assembly. Lineage: Eukaryota; Viridiplantae; Streptophyta; Magnoliopsida; Alismatales; Araceae.
AUGGCGGGCUUGUCGUCGCUGGUCGUCGCCACGGCGGCCAUCUCCGCUGCGCCGGUGGCGUCCGCCAGCAAUGCUGCCCGGCGCUGGGCGGCGUGCUCGGGGCCUCGUGUUCCGGGACACAGGCUGAUGCUGGCGCCAGGCCCCGGAGGUUGUUCCCGCAAGGUCGGUCGGAGCUCGCCGACAAGGAGGAACGCCGGGCUGACAGAGAUCGAGCCGGAUCUGGAGGAAGGCAAGCACGACCAGUGGGCCACCAAUGGCGUCAGCGAAGUGAGCAGAUCAUUCUCGCUCUCUCCUGUUUCCCCCUUCUCCGUCGAACCUUUGUGAUGAUCUCUUGGCCAGUGGUUCGCAUGAACCGUUCCUCUUUAAUUUCAGGAGGAUUUCGUCUACGGGGAGUACGACGGGCACCAUACAUACUUCGAGGGCGGGAAGAAAGGUGCUGGCUGAUUUGCGUAGAAAAGAUUUAACUUAUUUUCGCUUUGUCAGUCGAUCGAAAGUUAGGAUUUCCCUCUUACUGCAUCCAACCGUUCGACGCCGGUUCCAAUGGAAAUGACUCAUGACUUAUGUGGACUGCCAUGGAAAACGGUGAAACCAGAGAGGAUUUUGUGACCGCGGGUUUCAAAAUAAAUGACGGUAGUCGAUCCUCGCGGCUAAAUAUAUCUUGCAUGCACGUUAGGACGAACUCACGCGAAUUUGUUUCACAGGUUUUCGCCUUGAAGACUAAAAGUUAAUAAUUCUCUUAUAUGAAUGAAUUCAACACAUUUUCUCUAAUUGGAUCCUUCACCACACGCUCUUGUCCUCCAUGGUUCAUUCAGUGUUGGACUCCGAGAGACUGAUAGCUCAGAAGAAAAUCAUUGGAUCAAUAAUUAUAAAUGAAAUUAAGCUACUUUUUACUGUCUUCCUAGAUAAACAAGGGCCAUAAUACUUUACGAGAUCCAAUCUUUUAAAUAAUCUCAAACUAUUGAUCUCUCCAUACUGUCAAUUACACUUAUCUCUUUGUGUUCCAUUUGGUUGAUUCUAAUGCGGAACAGCAUAGAUUGCAGCUACAUUCUGGGAAUCUGUUGCUGAGGAGUACAAAGCUGCCGAACCUCCUUCUGGUUUCCAAGGUAUAAAUCGAUCCUCCGUCCCGCCCUUUAUGGGGUUUAUGGUCUGAGAGCUGGGCAUGUAUAAUCUACUCUGCAAUUCCUUCUCAGGGCUCAUCUCGUGGUUGUUCCUCCCUGCGGUGGCUGCAGCCUUUGCUUACGACGUUCCUGUAUGUGAGCUUAAGAUUCAAUUCCAAUAUUCUCCGGUUUUUGAUGGUGUUUUGAUCGUGAACUUUAUCUCAUCCGAUGACGAAUAGGGGUGAAAUGAUUUCAGGUUGCACUCUUAUAAUAGAGUUUUCUUGAUCAUUUAAAUGGCACAGGAGUAGGAAUUCACAGUCUAUUCGAGUAUGUUACGUCUGAUUUCAUCAUGAUCUAGCCAGGUAAAGGAUCUGGGCAAGUCAGUAGUACAGAGGCUUGCAGCUGGAUGAUUGACACCGGUUGGAAUCGAACUCAGCGGGCGGGAAAGGAUGGAGAGUUCUGAGGGAUGGGGGUGUGAUAAAAAUAGCACUGCCUUUCUCAUGGCUUUUCAUCUGGAUUCAGAAUAUUUCUACUGUAGUAGCCAUUUUAGUUUUCGGAGAAAUCUUAGAUAGUUACGAUGAAUGGCUCCCACGAAUGCAAUAUUCUUAUGGAAUGAUUGUAUCUUAGCUAGAAAUCUGUUCCCUGCGUUUAAAAUCUGUUGAUUUGAAUGCCCUUUUUAGUUUUCAUUGAUAUCAAAUCUCAGAUAAUUAUGACGCCCGGGUCUCAUACGUGAAUUAUUCCAUCGAAGAAUACGAUCAUCACUUGAAAAACCUAUCCUGGAUUCAAAAUUUAUUAGUUAUGAUACCACUUUUAGUUUUCAGAGCUAAAGAAUCCCAGGUGACAACGAUGGCUACUUCGUAUGCGUGAAUUCUUUCAUGGAAUAAAAGCAUCUUUAACUUGACGAAUCUUUGGAUAAUCCAGCAAGGUGAACAUAAUUUUUUUUCCUGCAGGGUGAAUACCUGUUCAUCGGCGCUGGUGUUUUUGUGGUGGUAUUUUGUGCGAUAGAGAUGGACAAGCCAGAUAAGCCCCACAACUUCGAGCCCCAGAUAUAUAACAUGGAGAGAGAGAGCCGGGACAAGCUGAUUGCCGAGUACAACACCAUGGACAUAUGGGACUUCAACGAGAAGUACGGGGACCUCUGGGACUUCACUCUGAAGAAAGAACGGUUGUGA